UGCCUGGCACGUUUCACAGCUCGGGUCCCAAACGUUUCCCUCCGCUGCAGCUUGUGCCACGAAUGGCUACCCAGAGGAAGCAUUUUGUGAAAGAUUUCAACCCCUAUAUCACCUGUUGUAUCUGCAAAGGAUAUCUUAUCAAGCCUACUACAGUAACUGAGUGCCUCCAUACUUUUUGUAAGAGUUGUAUUGUGCAGCACUUUGAAGAUAGCAAUGACUGUCCUAGAUGUGGCAAUCAAGUGCACGAGACGAAUCCUUUAGAAAUGUUACGGCUGGAUAAUACAUUAGAGGAAAUUAUAUUUAAGUUGGUACCCGGACUUCGAGAACAAGAACUGCAGCAUGAGGCUGAAUUCUGGAGGAAAAACAAACCUCAAGAAAAUGGAGAAGAAGGGAAUCCAAAAUCUGAAAAUCCCAAAGAUGAUGAAGAUGGAGAUGAAAAUCAGGAAGAUAAAGACUAUCACAGGAGUGACCCUCAGAUUGCUAUCUGUUUGGAUUGCUUACGCAACAAUGGACAAUCUGGAGAUAAUGUAGUAAAAGGGUUGAUGAAGAAAUUCAUCCGGUGUUCUACACGAGUGACCGUAGGAACUAUCAAGAAGUUUCUAAGCUUAAAACUAAAGCUUCCAAGUUCUUAUGAGUUAGAUGUACUAUGCAAUGGGGAAAUCAUGGGUAAGGAUCACACUAUGGAAUUCAUCUACAUGACAAGAUGGAGACUACGAGGCGAAAAUUUUCGGUGUCAGAACUGCUCAUCUUCGCAAGUAUGCUCACAGGAUGGCUCUUUUUAUCAGUCUUACCCCAUGGUUCUGCAGUAUCGACCCAGAAUUGACUUCGGUUAGACCAAAGGGCCAGAUCCCACUGAGAUUAAUCCUGCACUAUGUUUACCCAUCGACAGAUUGCACAAUGAAUGGAUGUGCCUGGACUGGUGGGGACACAACCAGAAUUUCGGCAUGUAAAUAUAGACUUCUUAUUCGGUUGAUCAACUUCAUCUUUCUCUUCCCCCUCCCCACCCCAAUUAGAGUAAGUCAAGUGCCGUUCUGCUACUGAAACAUCCACAACAAGAUAUUUGUGAUAUCUAAGUCUGCAAGUCAUAGGCAAAUUGUUCAAUGUAUAGUUAAGAGUCAGAAUAUCUGGAGUAGUUUGCUCUGCCUGUUAGAAAUUUUCCCUGGUCUGUAAUGUUGAUUACAUUAACAGAGACAACCAUGCAUUUUUUCACAUGUGGUGUUGCAGUUUUUUUUUUCUUCACAUUUACUAUUUUACUGAGUAAUGUUGUUUAAAAGAAGUACUGUACGAAAGGUUAAAGGCUAUACCUUUGGAAAUAUUUUGUAUAUAAUAUAUGUUUAAAGAUGUGGUUACUGUGCCACUACCUUUUUUUUUUCUUGUUUGGUUUCUCAUAGGUCCAGGUAUAGCUUGCUAAUUA
This is a messenger RNA of Euleptes europaea (tarantolino), 1414 nucleotides long. RefSeq names its product polycomb group ring finger 5 (gene PCGF5). The transcript has 9 exons. Bases 63 to 833 code for a protein of 256 amino acids. The record is from RefSeq and is a predicted model, not a curated record. Gene Ontology annotation, cellular component: PRC1 complex. NCBI's taxonomy places the organism in Eukaryota, Metazoa, Chordata, Lepidosauria, Squamata, Sphaerodactylidae. Gene Ontology annotation, biological process: regulation of transcription by RNA polymerase II.